AUGAAAAAUACUGAUUAAAAUUGUGGAUAUAAGUCCUCUUUCUCCACGAAACAUCAAAAGAUUGAUGAGCAUUCCAAUGCGAUAUGCACUCCUGGAUUCAGUAUCAUUCAAAGUAAGCAUUAUUGGUCACUGGCAUUGUUCUGAUUUUGAGAGUUCAUUCAUAUUUGUUCUCUUUCUAAAUGCAAAUUUUGUCCUUUGUUUCUGGCCUUUCCAACAUGCCUUAUUCUUGAAUCUCCCCAUGUUCCUUAAUUACUCUUCUCUCACUAUAGUUCAUAUUCCAUUGAGUCUUCAUAGCUGUCCAGUUCUUUAGCAAUUGGUUGCUCUUGGAUUCUAAUUCUAUGACAUCAAUUUCCAUGAAAAACAGACAAAGUAACAAAUUGCAGCACUGGAAACCAUGUGUCUGUCUAAACUUUGAAGCAACAUAUUGAACUGAAAGUUGAGGAGAACUGAAACAAGAGUGUACGUAGAUGAUGUCUGAAGAGUCACUGAGUAUUGUGGUGAUCCACUAUGCAUCAAGAGACUUCAACACAAGGGCCAUAAAAGUGGUCAUGCAGGGAUUUUCACUUGGUCGUGGAGACAAGCUUACACUUCUUGUAAUUCUUCGCCAAGCUCAUAGUCCCAGUAGGCUUCCCUUCAUUGCACCUGCAAAAUUGCUUGGAUUAUUUGAGACUGAUCACAAAAUUGUUGAGGAAGAAGUUGCUAAGAAGAAAGAAGAGCUUCUUAAUAAUGCAAGCUUAAGGGAGAUUUCUGAGCUGUGUGAAGCAGACAGGAUCCAAUUCCGGGUAGAAGUUCUGCAGGGUAAAUUACCAGAGGUUGCUGUAAAUGCUGCCAUCCGUCUGGAGGCAACAUCAGUGAUAAUUGAUAGACAGAUGAAGAAAUAUAAAAAGGAAUUCAAGCAGAGUCUCUUUUGUUCUUUGCUAAUAAUGAAACGUGACAACUCUGUGCAACACUUGAGAGGGCCAAGGGAAACACAUCUGUGUGAUGGAAGCAAUGGAAAUGCAAGAUGUGUUAGAUGUCCUAUAUCUAAAUCUCCCCGAAGAGUACGGCAAGUGACAAAUUCCUGCUCCAAUACCAGCUCUUCAUUUCCUACUCUUGCAAAGGGUGGUUGCCCCCAACCCCAAUUUUAUUCUCAAAUAAAACAAAUCCCUGAAAAUAGAGUAGAAGACAUGGAAAGAGGGUAUUGCCUACUAUCCAUUACUGAUACUCAAAAAACUAAUCAUACUGAAGAGUAUUACAUAGAAACACCAGCAGAACAUAGCAACAACCCUGAAGCAUAUCAAAUAGUUGAACAAUUCAAAAAUUCUGUUUGCUCAGUAUGCAAGAACAGAAGACCAAAAUUUGAAGUGAUGAAAGAAUUCACAUAUGCAGAGCUGCAUGAAGCUACACAAGGUUUUUCACCAAAAAACUAUUUGUCCGAAGGAGGAUUUGGUUCUGUCUACAAAGGAAGGCUGCAAGGAGGACUAAGGAUUGCUGUUAAGCAACAUAAAUGUGCAAGCCUCCAAGGAGAGAAGGAAUUCAAAUCUGAGGUCAAUGCACUCAGCAGAGCUAUACAUGAGAAUGUGGUCAUGCUGCGUGGAUCUUGUUCAGAAGGAAAUAACCGGCUUCUUGUGUAUGAAUUUAUUUGCAAUGGCUCUCUUGACCAACAUUUAUCACAACACUCACGUAGGCCACUUACUUGGAAAGAAAGGAUCAAAGUAGCUAUUGGAGCUGCAAGAGGCUUGUUGUACUUGCAUCAGAACAAUAUAAUACACCGAGAUAUGAGGCCUAGCAACAUCCUUGUUACACAUGAUUAUGAAGCAAUGCUUGGAGAUUUUGGUCUGGCUAGAACUGAACAAAUGGACUCCUUAUACUCCACAGAUGUUGUUGGAACUAUAGGGUAUUUGGCACCAGAAUAUGCAGAGUCAGGAAAACUGUCAACCAAGACAGAUGUGUAUGCUUUCGGUGUGGUUCUUCUUCAGCUAAUAACUGGAAUGAGGACUGCAGACAAACGUCUUGGGGAAAAAAGUCUUGUGGGAUGGGCUAGGCCACUACUCAAAGAAAGGAACUAUCCAGAUCUAAUUGAUGAAAGGAUGUUGGAUAAUCACGAUUGCCAUCAGCUUUUCUGGAUGAUUCGUCUGGCAGAAAAAUGCCUCAGCAGGGAUUCUCAGAGGCGAUUAUCAAUGGAUACAGUGGUGAAUGCCUUAACUCAUAUACUGGAAGGCAACACAUGCAGUGUUGUUCUAAGAGAUUGCUCUCCAGCACAAUCAGAUUCAUCAUAUGACAUGUCAGACUUGCUUAUCUCAGAUACCUCUCAGGAGAUAGUAUGUGAAGAUACAAGCAACUAUGCAGGAUAUGCUUCUAUGUGCUUCAGACCACCACCAUCUCCUCCACUAGGAAGCACUUCCUCAAGUACAUCAAGCGUGUUCACAGGGCUGAGUGAAUCUCCUAUAGAUGAUUUGUCCAAUAAUAAGAAUAAGGGUAAAAGGGCAAAUGAACAAGGUGGGAUACUCUAAAAUCAUUAUGGUCUUGUUUGAGUUGUUCUUAACAUAAUAAUAAGAUAGGCUAUCCAUUGUAUAAGUAAAAUUAAAAGUAUCCUCUUUUCAGUAUAAAUGAUGUCUUGUUGCUUAAUUCCUUAUAGAAAUUUUGUUUCCUGCUCUCAGAUAUAUUUUGUAUCAAGGGAAAUGUUGAAUUUUAACAUUCUGACAAGAUUCUCAGCUAUAUAAAGCCAACAAUUCUAAUUGAUUAAAAGAAACUUGCUCGUAUUGUCAAAUGCUCGAUUCUCAAAAAGUAGGAAGUGAAAGAAGGUUUUCCAAAACUCAAAUUAUGAGCUUGGCCACAAGAAAGAGGGAAACUAACCACACUCAUUACCAAUAUAAUCGUUAUUUAGCUUCCUUAGCCUGCACGAUGAUAUCCAGAAAAAAAAAAAAAUUACAAAGACAUUGUAAAGCUUUAUAUUGAGGAAAGGUUUACAUACAAACAUAUUACACCCUUAAAUAAUAGCUAUACAGAAUGAGUGCCGUUAUAAAUUGGAAAUCUAACAAAAUACAUGUAAACUGUACUCCAGAA
Messenger RNA from Vigna radiata var. radiata (mung bean), 3045 nucleotides. RefSeq names its product probable serine/threonine-protein kinase PBL2. Gene Ontology annotation, molecular function: ATP binding; protein kinase activity. Gene Ontology annotation, biological process: protein phosphorylation. Bases 468 to 2492 code for a protein of 674 amino acids. The transcript has 9 exons. NCBI's taxonomy places the organism in Eukaryota, Viridiplantae, Streptophyta, Magnoliopsida, Fabales, Fabaceae. Gene Ontology annotation, cellular component: plasma membrane. The record is from RefSeq and is a predicted model, not a curated record.